This is a messenger RNA of Vicia villosa (hairy vetch), 1338 nucleotides long. RefSeq lists its product as uncharacterized. The record is from RefSeq and is a predicted model, not a curated record. The transcript has 2 exons. NCBI's taxonomy places the organism in Eukaryota, Viridiplantae, Streptophyta, Magnoliopsida, Fabales, Fabaceae. The coding region runs from base 1 to 1338 and encodes 445 amino acids.
AUGGGAAUCAAAGUUCGUAAACCUUUCUGCCUCAGCUUCAAGGGAGUACCUACAUCUCUGAAGAUUCUUUGUGAUAAUGUUUCUGGUGCUUUUGUGCUUUCUGAGUCUCUUAAUAGAUUAAUCAGCCUGGUACGAACCAAAGUGGAUGAAACGCUCCUCAAUACGAUGAUCCGGUUUUAUGAUCCUCUCCUUCAUUGCUUUACUUAUAGGGACUUUCAGUUGGUUCCCACAUUAGAGGAAUUUUCCUCCAUACUAGGAUUACAUGUGCUUGAUCAGAUGCCCUACACUGGUGAAGAAGAGAUUCCUAAGUUGGAAGAUGUUGCUGCUGCAUUGCAUUUGCCUCGAUCAGAAAUUAAAAAGGUUUGGGUGAAUAAAGGAGACUACACUGGUUUGCCUAUUGACUUCUUGUAUAGUCAAGCUGAAAUCUUGAUUAAUGCUGCGAGUAUGGAUGCUCUUGAAAAGGUCUUCGCUUUCCUGAUCUAUGGACAAGUCUUAUUCCCUCGUUACGACAAAAUUGUAGAUGUGAUUGCCACUGAGAUCUUCAUCAGCAAUAAUCCCGUUCCUACCUUAUUGGGUGACUUGUUGCACUCCAUCCAUCAUCGAUCAUCUAAAGGAAAAGGCUGCGUUCUUGGGUGUGCACCUCUUCUUCAUAAGUGGUUUAUUUCUCACUUACCCUGUUCCGUAAUAAAGAAUGAAGAAGGUGGGACUUGGGUUCAAAGAAUCAUGAGGCUUUCAUACGAUGAUAUCUUUGGUUUCGCGUUGAAAGACAAACCUCGCUCCAUAUACCUUAGCGCGGAAAAUUUUGAUUAUGAUUCAGAUGCAACCGGAAAGAAGAAGUUGUUUAUUAGAGCUUGGUCCAAGGUAAAGAAAGUAUGCACGAGAGAAUUGGGACUAAGGAACUACAUCCCUUCAGAUCUUUAUUUUAGGUGGAUUUAUGAUCGAGUUGUUGAGUAUGGUAUGCCAUAUCCAUCUGAUAUCCCGGUUAUGCCAAGGGUUACCCCUCCGGUCAUUCCCGUGGUUUUGGAGCCUUAUGUUCCCGCUCCAAAUGAAGACCUUGCUGCUACUGUUGCUUCUUUAAGAAGAGAAAAGGCUGAUCUUGAAAAGCGCUUACGUGAGGUUGAGGCUGAAAAAGCAGUGUUAGUGGCUGAUGCUAAAGAGCGAGAUGGUAUGCUUGACUAUUUCUCCUAUAAAUGGAAAAUUGAGGAUUUCGUCUCUCCGGAUCAGAUACAAUCAUGGGAACAGGAGAUUGAUAGACUCGUCCAAGAAAGAAACGAAAUGAUUAAAGGUCACAAAGAGGAGAUCAGAAGUUUAAAGAGAAAGGGCCGACUCGAAGACUGA